Molecule: messenger RNA, 585 nt
Organism: Cetraspora pellucida
Lineage: Eukaryota; Fungi; Glomeromycota; Glomeromycetes; Diversisporales; Gigasporaceae
Source: the annotation of a GenBank genome assembly
AUGCUUGAUGAAAAGAUUAGAGUUUUACAAGACAAAGGUUUAGGCAAUCCUAAAAAAUCUGAUGGGUUAACUAUAAAUAAGAUUACACAAAUUCUUGAUCAUCCAUAUAUGGAUACUAAUGACAAUGAAUCAUUUACUCAUCAUACAUCGUUCUCGAGAAAAUUUGCUGAAUAUUGCAAGAUUAGUAAUGAUCAAUCUAUUAUGAAUUUAGUGAUGCUUAUUCUAUUCUCAUUUGAAGAUUUGAAUUUAGAUAAAUAUAAUUAUAGCAAUGAAUAUAGGGGCUUGAUUGAAGAAGUAGAUGAGGAUGAUAAAUUAGAAACUCAACUACCCAACUAUGAAAUUCAAGAAACCCAACCACCUAAUUAUGAAAGUCAAAAUACCCAAGUACCUAACUAUAAAAUUCAAAAAACACAACUAUCUAGUGUAAAAAAUAGAUUAAGAAUUCCAAGACCAAAGCUCUGUCCUAGAACCAAUCCAUAUCUAGCAUCUUUAAUUAUGCCACCUUUCAAACUAUUAUAUCAUUCUGAUUCUUCAAUAAUUGCAAAAUAUGGUAAAAAAAAGAAAACCUUUGGCAAAUAUCAUUAA